AUGAUUAUAAUGAAUUGCUUCACAAAACUACAUUAUCGUCAAGGAUAUAUUGAUCUACUAGAGAAAAUUUAUAAAGAAUAUAAUUUCUCUGAUGGUAUUGAUAAGUCAUUUUUUGAAUUUAUACCCCCAGAUGAAGAAAUAAUAAUGAAUGAUGAUGUAGAAGGACUAUUAAAUUACAUGAAUAAUGGGACAUAUGAUUUAACAACGCUACUUGAAAAAUGUUGUUUGAGAGGAGCAAUUAAUUGUUUCAAGUUAUUAAAAGAUGAUUUUAAUGUGGAAAUCACCAAAAAAUGUCUCGAUAAUUCAUUUAAAGGAGGCAAUCAAUACAUCAUUAAUGAAUGCUUGGAAGAACAAAAUCCUGAUAAAGAAACAAUGGAAGCUGUAAUUGAAUCUCAUAAUAUUGAUAAUUUUAAGAAACUAUAUGACCUCAAUACUGGAUUUCAAAUUAAAUCGUUGGUUGUUGAAAAAAAUCUUCAUGCAUUUAUUUAUUAUUUAAAUCGAACAAAUGAUUUGGACACUUGUUUUCUAUUUUCUCCAUAUUUUAAUAUUCCAUCUUUUUGUGAAUAUUUGUAUGCUAAUGGUGCGAAUAUGAGUUCUAUGUCCACAGAUGGUGAUUCAACUCUAGAUAUAGCAGUUCUUACAAAUCAUACAGAAACUGCAUCAUUUUUGAUUUCAAAAGGAAUUGAAAUGGAUGAAAAAGCAUUUUAUUAUGCAGUUUCUUCAAACAGUACUGUUAUGGUGGAGUUACUUGUUUCACAUGGUGCAGAUGUCAACUUCAGAGAAAAAAAUACUGGUUUUUCAAUGCUUCAUAUUGCUUGCUUGAAUGAUAAUAUUAAAGCAGUUGAAAUUCUAAUUUCACACGGAAUAAAUAUAAACGAUAAUGAGAAUGAUAAGGGUUUAACCCCUCUUAUGAUUGUAUCAAUUUUGAAUUAUAAAGAAAUUGCUGAAUUUCUGUUAUCACAUGGAGCAAGCAUCAAUAUGCAAGAUAAGAAUGGGGAAAUUGCUCUUCAUCAUGCCAUAAUGCAUGAUUGUAAAGAAUUUACGGAAUUUAUUGCUAAUAAAAUUGAAUUCUUAGCAUAUCAUGAUAGAUAUCAAGUUGUUUUGGGUGAAUUUGGAAACUUCAGUGAUUUGAUUGAAAUUCUAGUGUCGAACGGUGCAUAUGUCAAUGCAAAAAAUAAGGAUUUGCAUUCACCUCUUCAUUUAGCAGCAUUUACAUUUGAUUGCAAAAUCGCUGAAAUAUUAAUUUCUCAUGGUGCUAUUGUAAAUUCUUUAAAUAUAUAUGGUGUGACUCCUCUUGAUUUCGUUAUAUUUCGUAUAAAAUCUAAAGAUGGUAAUGAUCCUGAUGUUUUGGAAGAGUUAAAUAAAGUAAGGCGCUGCUUAAUAUCUCAUGGUGGGAAAACUUCGCUACAAAUGAAGAAGAAAAUGUAG
Molecule: messenger RNA, 1428 nt
Organism: Trichomonas vaginalis G3
Lineage: Eukaryota; Parabasalia; Trichomonadida; Trichomonadidae
Product: spectrin binding
Exons: 1
Coding region: 1-1428 (475 amino acids)
Molecular function (GO): protein binding
Source: RefSeq, a predicted model, not a curated record